AUGCGAUCUCUUUGGACCGAUUUAAGUCUUGUAUCGGAAGAAAAAAUGGUUCGCAAUUUCAAGAGCUGUCUGCCUCAAGCGGAUAAGUCAAGUGUGAAGGGUAGGCUUGAAAUUGCAUCUGCUGGUUCAACGUUUUUCAUCAAAUGUUAUCGCCUUCGCGAGAUCUCGCGUCGAGACAAGUUCGUUGCCAUGGCCAGACAGGUCGCGCCCUCUAGUCUCCGACCAAGUGGUUCGGGGGCUAAGGUGCCUCGGGUGGACGAAGGUGUCCCCGAUUGGCGUCCAUCCGAGACUGUGGACGGCACUACUCCGAGAGGAGAGUAUAGCUGA
Molecule: messenger RNA, 327 nt
Organism: Protopolystoma xenopodis
Lineage: Eukaryota; Metazoa; Platyhelminthes; Monogenea; Polystomatidea; Polystomatidae
Source: the annotation of a GenBank genome assembly